CAAAUUUUGCGGUGAGCAUUCGAAUGUUCCAUCCAGUGUUCAGUGUUGCUAUAUUACCGCUCCUAGCGUAUAAAAAAUAAAGAAGAAAACAAUGAAGACAAACGAAGGCCUGGCAAAUGAGGGGGAUUGAAGGGUUACCGGAUGGUGGUGAUAAGACUGAGUAAGAUAAGAGAAAAAAAAAGUAUCUGAGAAAUAGAAAAACACUCAAACAAGUAUUGGGCAAAAAGGUCUUGAAUUUUUAGAAAAUUGGUCGCACGUAUAACAGAAAUUAUGUUAAUACGAUUAGGUCUGCAAUGUUCCUUCAUGUCUGUGAAGCUCAUGAGAUUCUAUCCGGAUGCGUUUUCAUUGUAUGAAGAUAUUUAAUUUCUACUAAUACAUCUGUCACUGAGCAGUGGUUUCAUCCAAAAACAAUUUUAUAUCACAUAGUGUAGCAAAGAAACCUCAGUUUUGAGAAGGUAGUGUGUAUCCAAUCAUGGGUGAUAAGAAAGCAGAAUCACAUAUGUACGAUGAUUUGAUUGAAAACUGUGAAGAUUUAUUGAAACAAAAUGCCACCAAUUACCAAAGUUAUUUAGAACUUGAAGAAUUACUCCGGCUACAAUUCGCUGGAAUGAAUCAUGAUUAUAAACGUUUGAGAAAUUGGAUGGAAUCAGCUCACGAAGAUUUCCUUGUCAUGAAACACAGCGAUUUCACUCGGUUAUAUGAAGUAUUAGUGAAGCAUAACCUCGUCAAAGAAUUUGUCCAUUUCGGUAAAAAAAAAGAAAUGCUGCAAUUACAAUUUAUCGAGAUAAUGAACGAAUGUGUAAAUUUAAAAGACGAUCUAAAUACAGCCAAUAAGAGCGUCAUAUCCUUGAAAAGAGAAUAUAGUGAUUUAACCGGACUUAAUGACGCAGUAUUGGAGAACAUAUUAGCUAAGGAAUCUUUCAAUUUAGCAAGAAGCUUAGAAAUUCUGCGAAUGAAUUUUAUCGAAAUCAUAGAAAACAGCGAAAAUUCACAAGUUAUUCUCGAAACAGCUUGCAUCGGCUUGGCGAAGUUGAAGUUGGAGCUCGAUCUUUUAAAGCAACAUUACGAAGCAUUAUCAGGGAAUGAGAUGGUCAAAGGAUUCAUCGAUUACGCUAAAUUUCAAGAAAACCUCCAGAUAGAGAUCGCUAAACAAGUCAAAGAUCAAAAAGAAACCUUAGACCGACUCAAUCAAAACCUCGCAUCUUUAAAAUCACAACUAGCAGAAACAAAUGAAAUGUUGAAAACCCAACAACAACGAUAUCAACGAAUUGAAAGUGAACGCGAUUUGUUAGAUAAAUCUUCAGAAGAAUUAUGUCAUUUGUUAUUGAAAUAUCAGCGACGUAGACUAAACGAACAGAAAAAUAGAGAACUUUCGACGAAUAAUGAAACGCGAGAGAAUUCUGCGAUAAACGAUAAUUCGUCGCUCGAUGAUCGUCGCGACGAAUCUGAAUCUCAACUUCGUGGUUCUGAUCUCAGCAGUCAUCAGCCAAUCAUCAUUGAUGACGAAGACUUGAAUGUAUCGCCAAAUGCCGUCGUUGUAGCUCCUGUAAACGGAUUAGUUGAUUCAUCAAACACUCAUUUGAUAAAACCGGUAACGUCAUUAUUGGAAAACUAUAUUCGUGCAGAAACUACUCCUCGUUUUUAUUGCGCACAUUGCGAUAGACGAUUUUCCAAUAAGGAUGAUCUCACCGGCCACAUUCAACGACGACAUUUACAUGAAUUAAGUAAACGAUUCAAAUGUAGCACUUGCAAUAAAUCGUAUUCUAUCGAGCGUCAAUUGGAACAGACCAAAUCCGUCAAGUAUCAGCACCAAAAAAAUGGAAAUUUACAUCGCAGUAUUAGCAACCGAACCAACUCCAAAGAAAACAUUCCGAAAUCCUACAAAUGUACUGAAUUAAAAUGUGACAAAACGUUCGCCCACAGAAAUGAUCUGAAGGAACACGAAUUGACGCACUCUUCGAGAAACCCGUUCAAAUGUUCAUUUUGCAGCAACAGUUUCAAGCAUAGAUUUGCUAGAAGAUUACACGCUCAGAAAUAUCACGAAAAAUAUGCUCGUGCUCAAUGCGCGCACUGUGAUAAACAAUUAUACAGCAAACAAAGCAUUUUCGUACACUUACAAAAGUGUCAUCCAUCGACACUGAAGAAACAGAUAUUUGAAUGUUCCUUCUGCAGCAAAUCGUUCUCCUCGAAAAUUCAUCUAAAAGAACACGAAUCGAUAUGUUGCUCGAAAACGAAAAAGGGAAAAGAAAAUAGAUCGGCCGUCGUUGUUUUGAAUAAAUUCGAAGUUUCAAAUUUACGUUGCGGAAUCUGCAAUCGAUUGUUUUCGUGCCCGAACACUUUGAAUGAUCACAAACGCGUCGAACACAAUAAACUGGAGCCACGUAACGAAUCAUCCCGCUCGCCAGUUGAUUUGAACAGUUCGGAAUUCCGUUUAAAAUGCUCUUAUUGUACUAAAUGUUUCGCGCGCUCUGAUACUAAGAGGAAACACGAGCGAAAAUUUCAUCGAGAUCUAAUUUUCACUUGUGCACAUUGUGACAAGUCAUUCUGCUGGGUAGCCCAUUUGAAAGAUCACAAAAAAGUGCAUAGUUCGCAAGAACGUUAUAAAUGUUCAGCGUGUGAUAAAUCUUUCGCGGAAGGUACUGCAAGAAGAAAACACGAGCGAAGAGCUCACGAUGGAGUUCGCAAUGUGACUUGUGGGUAUUGUGACCAACCAUUCUCUCUGGAGUCUGUGUUAUCCCAUAUUCGCUCCAACCAUCCUGAAAGACUGACCAGCGGAAGACCGAAAUCACAUAAAUGCAAUACAUGCGGCAAAUCGUAUUAUCGCGCAUACCAUUUGAGAGAUCAUGAAAAAGUGCAUAGCCUAGAGAGAUCGUAUAAAUGUUCGCAAUGUGAUAAAUGUUACAAGGAUCAUAAUAGCUUGAGGAAACAUAAGCGAAAUGUUCACGCAGGAUGUUACGCUAAACUUUGUGCAUAUUGUGGUAGAGGAUAUGAUACGAAAGAUCGACUAGCAUCUCAUAUCCGCAAUGUGCAUUUUAAUGCGCCACUCUCAUGCGCCACUCAACCAAAUCAACACAAGUCAUUCGGCUCGUCAGACGAUUUGAAAGUUUACAAACUGCUGCAGCUGCAGAGCUUGGAAAGAAUUUAUAAAUGUUCUCAUUGUGAUAAAAUUUACUCGAGUCGUGAUGCUAGAAGAAAACACGAGCGAAUGAUUCACGAAGGAGUUCGUUACUUGCAUUACACUUGCGCGCAUUGUGAUAAAUCAUUUCAUCGCAAAGCUAAUCUGGAGAGCCAUAUUUGGUGCAUCCAUUCUGUCAAACUGUCCAUGGAAAGAUCGAAAUCACAUAAAUGUAAUACGUGCGGCAAAUCAUUUUAUCGCGCAAGCCACUUGAGAGAUCAUCAAGCAGUGCAUAGAUCAGAGAGACCGUAUAAAUGUCCGCAAUGUAAUAAAUGUUACAAGGAUUCUAAUACCUUGAGGAAACACCUGCGAACUGUUCAUAGAGAAUGUUCUGCUUUAAUUUGUGCAUAUUGUGUCAAAGGAUAUGAUACGAAAGAUCAACUAGCAUCUCAUAUCCGCAAUGUGCAUUUUAAUGCGCCACUCUCCGGCACCGCUCAACCAAUUGAACAGAAGUCAUUCCGCUCGUCAGUCGAUUUGAAAGUUUACAAACAGCCGGAGAGCUUGGAAAUAAGUUAUAAAUGUUUUCUUUGUGAUAGAACUUACUCCAGUAUUAAUUCUAGAAGAAAACACGAGCGAAUAUUUCACAAUCGAGCUCGUGUAUACCCCUGUGCGCGAUGUAACGAGUCAUUCGCUGACAAGAAUGAUCUGACGCUUCAUAUUCAGUCUAACCAUUCUGAACAAAGAACGAAAUCGCAUAAAUGCAAAACAUGCGGCAAAUCAUUCAAUAGUAAAUCCCAUUUGACAAGACAUCAAGCAGUGCACAACUCACAGAAUGCGUAUAAAUGUUCUCACUGCGAUCAAUGUUUCAAGGACGCCUCUCGCUUAAAAAAACACGAACAAAUAGUUCAUCAAGGACAAUAUCCUUACAUUUGCGCAUAUUGUGGUAAAGGAUAUAAUAGGAAAGAUCGAAUAACAUCUCAUAUUCGCGAAGUGCAUUUUAAUGCGCCACUCGCAAGCAUCACUCAACUGAAUAAACAGAAGUCAUCCUCAAGUUCUAAACGUAACGAGUCAUCUCGCUCGUCAGUCGAUUUGAAAGCUCACAAACAAGUGCAAAGCUCAAAAGAACGUUUCAAAUGUUCACAUUGUGAUAAAACUUACUCGACUGUUAAACAUAAAAGGCACCAUGAGCGAAUAGUUCACGAAGGAGUUCGCUAUUACACUUGCGCGCAUUGUGAUAAAUCAUUAGCUCGCAAAAAUCAUCUGACCAGCCACAUUAUCAACCAACAUUUUCCCGAACUCAAACCCAAAAACAAACGAUACCCGUUCAGGUGCAUCACGUGUGGCAAAUCAUAUUCCUAUAAGAGUGAUUUUGAUGCACAUCUCCUAACGCACAGCUCACUGAAACCGUUCAAAUGUUCACGCUGUGAUUCAUAUUUCAAAAGUACUUAUAACAGAAGCCUACACGAACGAUUUAUUCAUGAUGGAUAUUCGCGUUACACUUGCGUGCAUUGUGGCCAUGGAGCAAAUGACAAAGGUAAACUAUUAUACCAUUUACGUGUAAUCCAUGGGUCUUGAUGCGUGCGAAGUUUUCAGACUGUUAUUUUUAGUUGAAAUUGUUUUUAUUUUUCAAAUCGCGUAUAAGUAUUAAUGAUGGGAUUAUUGAUGAACUGCGUGUUAUUUUAUUAACAGUUAGGUAUUAUUUGUUCGUUGUUUUAUAUAAUUUUAUGUUUUUUUAUAUUUUUGUAUUAUUUCUCUUGGUACCUAAGUACCCUACAUAUUUCUUGUCUGAUGUACGUACAAGCGACUUGUUUUAAUUAAAUAAAUGUUCGAUUAUUA
Messenger RNA from Planococcus citri (citrus mealybug), 4951 nucleotides. RefSeq names its product zinc finger protein 658B-like. Gene Ontology annotation, biological process: regulation of transcription by RNA polymerase II. The coding region runs from base 473 to 4690 and encodes 1405 amino acids. NCBI's taxonomy places the organism in Eukaryota, Metazoa, Arthropoda, Insecta, Hemiptera, Pseudococcidae. The record is from RefSeq and is a predicted model, not a curated record. Gene Ontology annotation, molecular function: DNA-binding transcription factor activity; RNA polymerase II cis-regulatory region sequence-specific DNA binding. The transcript is spliced from 9 exons.